Acanthaster planci (crown-of-thorns starfish) is the source of this 2775-nucleotide messenger RNA. It is a transcript of the gene icmt, whose product is annotated as isoprenylcysteine carboxyl methyltransferase. NCBI's taxonomy places the organism in Eukaryota, Metazoa, Echinodermata, Asteroidea, Valvatida, Acanthasteridae. The record is from RefSeq and is a predicted model, not a curated record.
CCAUUCAUGCUAUUGGCAGAGCGCCCUCUGCUGUCUCACUUUUUGUAAUAUCAUUUCCAUGUAAUUAUCAAUUUGUUUACGUGUGUCUAUAGGGCUUACCAUCAUUUCUUAUAUACAAAAAUGAAAAAAAUGAAAUAUUCAUCCAUUCUGAUGCACUCUAAAGGCUUCAUAAUGGCCGAUACUGAAUAGAAAAAAAAUUAAACCAAGUUAACGUUACUUGAACGAGGAGAAUUCAAAAUGGCGCUUCCGUCAGAGGGUUGGUUAAGUUUACGUUGGUUUUUACAGGGUGCUGGAAUUGUGAUUGUGCCUUUAUUACACAAAUUAGUUCGAGUAUCAGAUCCGGCAGUUGCAGAUGUACUGUAUAUUUAUUUGUUGGUGAUUUGUGGAGCAUACGUCACCGUAAAUUUCGCAGUUUUAUUUGUGCUUCACCGGCGGAAAUACUACAGACAGAUUGCUGCUCAGGCCUGUUUCAUCGGUGUUGUCUUUGGAAUUGGUCUGUCCAUCUCCUUCUUGCACCAGAGCAUCGCUGUGUUUGGCUGGUACCUGUGCGUCCUCGGCUUUUUCCACUUCUCCGAGUACUUCUCCACCUCCAUUUACAACUACGAGAGUCUGUCGGUGGACUCAUUCCUCCUCAACCACAGCGUGGCCUAUGUGCUGGCUGCAGUCAGCAGUUGGUGCGAAUUCUUUCUGGAGCUUUAUUUUUUCCCAGAUCUGAAGCAGUGGUGGUAUGUCAGUCUGGUGGGGCUUGUCCUCUGCGUCGGUGGGGAAUUCCUACGGAAGGUGUCCAUGCUGACGGCGGGCAAGAGCUUCAACCACUACAUCCAGACCACCCGGGCCAGGGACCACGUCCUGGUCACCCACGGCGUGUACGCCUGGUCCCGCCACCCCUCCUAUGUAGGCUGGUUCUACUGGAGCAUAGGAACUCAGAUCAUUUUGUGCAACCCCCUCUGCUUUGUGGCCUACGCGAUAACCUCCUGGAGGUUCUUCAACGAGCGGAUCGAGGACGAGGAGAUCACACUGCUGAACUUCUUCGGCGAGGAGUACCUGAACUACCAGCAACGGGUGGGCACCAGACUACCGUUCAUCAAAGGCUACAAGAUGGAGCUAUGACCUUUGGCCCCUCCGCGUCGGGGCAAGGAGGUGGAUAAGAAAGACCUCUGACCCCCCCCCCCCGCCCUGCCCGACGUAAAAUGGAUGCUUGACUUUUCGCAAAAAUGGUGUGAACGUGAACCUGCUUGAGUCACCUGUGGGCCUUUUUUGGGUCCAAAUCCUGCAGUGCUAUCUGAACUAUCUGGGCAGGUGUCUUGGCAAGCAAAGUUGCUGGAAGAUGCGUUUGUGACUUUUGCUGUACACAUUAUCUCUAACUGUACAACAUUUCUCAGUGGUUAAGAAAACAACGUUAGUUCUUGAACGUGGGUAAGGAAAUGAGCAUUGCUUCUCGGUACAUAGAACAAGCAUUCAUUCUUCAUCUGUAAAUGUCAGAGUGCCAUUUGCUGACAUUGUAAAAUUUGCUUCGCUUUUGUUUUGUAUUACAAACUGGAAAAUUGCUCUUCUCAGAAAAAAUAUUGGCGGCGAUGACCACAUUGCCCAGAGGAAAACUAGCACGCUGUUUCUUGAAUUAGAGUGGGAAGGUUUAGAGUGUUGACACUUGAGAGAAAUGGUCUCUCAUCCACAAGUGUUGUAACGUGAUUGUUGAUAAUUGUGUGUGAAAUCGUUUCAGAUUACAGAAUGUAACGGUCAGAAGUGGACAUGGGGAGGGCAACUGAGCCUUUGUCUUAGACCUGUUCUACACAUGCCAAUAUUUUAGGGGUCAACCACAUGUCUGUGCAGUUCAAAACUGUGUCUGCAGUCAGUUUUAUUGUAUGUGUGUGAGUGUGCCAAGCAAGCGUAAGCAUUGGAAACGUAUGUCAUUGCUGGUACCCUGGUAACGGGUAGCCACUGAAGCUCUGAAGCGUACCAUUCAGUUUGUUCUGCCUUCCAAAAUGCUCCACUUGUUCGAUACAGUAAGUGAGGUUAUUGAAGUUCAUGGUUCCUGUUGCAAUGCACAUCAAAUCUUGACUUCAGUAAAAUGCUUUGUAUGGUAUUGUGAAAAGCAAGGGUGGACACAGAACCUUUUUGGGAGGCAACUUUUUGGGGGGUUGCCAAAAAUUAGGGAAUUUCUCCAUGUAAUUUUUUAUGGUCUUUCUGAUGUUUAAAGCUGAUUUAUAGGGUUUCCACUCAUUUUUGGGAGGAAGGGAAAUGACACGGUCUCCAAAAAUCAUCCUUUUUUUAAUGUUUAUAUUUCAAAAACAAAAAUAGAAUUUGCUCCUUGGGGUGGCUCCCUUUGCCCCCCCUAAUUUACAUAGGGUGAACAGGUGGUAUUGUCUUAUCUCUAAACUGCCAUCACCAGGAAAUUGAACACACCCCACAUCUGUCCCUGGCUGUUUGAUGUCAAACUAUGCUGCCCAUUAUUGAUGUUUGAAUCAUUUAGUUCUAAGCACACAAUCAGAAUGAAGUUUAAGUUGAGCUGGGCAAGUAUAUCUGUUCCUGCAUUUUUGUAGAUUUAGGUUGAUUCUCUAUGCAAUUAAUUUCAUGCAAUAUCUGAGAGUAAUGCUUUCUCUUUCUGUGUCCAGUACUUUGUAUCGGGCUAUCAUGAGUCAGAAAUUUAUGUGUAUAUUAACUGAUAAGUUUUGCUCGUAUUUGAAGUAUUUUAGUUACAUAUUUACACAAGUGCAGCUAAUUUUCAUUUUGUACAGGUAUUGCACGUAUUUUGCCAAAUAAAAGGAAGUGAAGAGA